Molecule: messenger RNA, 2814 nt
Organism: Lachancea mirantina
Lineage: Eukaryota; Fungi; Ascomycota; Saccharomycetes; Saccharomycetales; Saccharomycetaceae
Source: the annotation of a GenBank genome assembly
AUGUCGAAAUCAGUGGGCCCGGUGUUUGAGAUCGACGGCCAUAUCAUCGAGCCCGUGACGUUGGACAGAUCAUGGAAUACCACAACGGUUAACCAGCUGCUUGGGCUACCCGGAAUGUUUUCGACUUUUGACAAGCCGCAGCUAAGAAAUUUGCGGAUUAUUGCGAUCACGGCUUCAGUAUUGUCGAUUAUCGCUGGCGUACUCGGCCUGCAUUUUUUCACCGGCAUCCAUCGCAGCCGACGUGUAUUUCGACACUAUCUGAUCUUCUACCUCGUCGUGUGCGAUUUUUUGAAGGCGCUGGUUUUGAUGAUAUAUCCAAUCAUAAUCCUAAUUCGAAACGACAUCUACGGUAUCCCCGCAUUUUACAACACCUUGGGCUGGCUGACGCUUUUCGCAAUCGAGGGCGCAGACAUAGCCAUAGCAAUCUUCGCGGUUCACUUCGCCAUUCUCAUUUUUCGCCCGAACUGGAAGAGACUGAAUCACAAAACGGGCAACAUCGAGGGCGGACUUUUCCCCGUGAGACAUUUCCUUUACGCCGUGACGCUUGUCGUACCGGCCAUACUUGCGAGUCUGGCGUUUGUGAAUUUUGACAAGUUCUGGCCCGUGAAUUUAAAUGACCACGUAGUAUUGGACAACAACAAUUUUGGCUUCACAUAUCAGGGACGCGUGGGUGGCUACAAGGCACUCAGUGCUUGGUGUUUUCUGCCUCCGGUCCCCUAUUGGUAUAGACUCGUGUUAAGUUGGGGUCCGAAGUACUUCAUCAUAAUUUUGAUCUUCACUGUCUACAUCAGCAUUUACGUUUAUGUCUCGAAGGAAAACAGGAAAAUCAAGAGCCAACUUGGCGAGUUCAGGGGCGGGCUGAAUAGUAUUGACAUUCACAGAGAAACUGACAGCAAGGGAAGGCUUCUCACAGUAAGACAGAAGCUGGUUCUCUAUCUCAAGUUCGGCUUUAGAAAGUCAGGUCUGAAAUUCUUUCUCGAUGGCCUCGAGAGGUUUCUGUCCAUGACUCUGGUUGAUGAUCAUGAAGAGAAAUUAGGUGUGAGGGGAGAGAAAAAAGGAAACGGUCGCGCUCAUACGGCCGGUUUGACUCCUGCCCGAAGUGCCAAUAGCUUUAUUGAGGAUGAGUUUCGAGAGCAUGGAUUUAGCGCCCCACCGACGGGUAUUAAAAGCGUCACCUCACAAUCAAACGACUAUCAGAAUAUUUUCUCUGAUACCCACCUGAUCGCAGAACAUAAUCUCGGUCCUAGGGAACCACAUGAAAACAUCUUUGAUAGUCCUUUGACGGUUUCUCCUUGGUCCAAAUCCAAAAGUAUCGCACCAACUCCUCAUCACGUCGCCAGUAAUAUUGGAAAAACGCAACUGGAAUUCGAAAGGCAACCUGAACAUGGUGUAGUUGAUCCGACUGAUUCUCCAGAAGGCAAAAGACAAGCAAAACUUUCAGGUCCUAGACGUAAGAGCCACUCGGCUCAGGAUUUUUUCCCAAACCAGCAACCUCGUAGCCAGGAGGACUUGCUGCCCUUUGAGGCAAAUACAAUUAUGAUAGGGGACGCUUUUAGGGAAAACGAGAACGAGGAUGCAUGGCUGCAUGGCAAUAAUGCAAACACCGAAGCUGUAUCUUCUCUCAAAGAGGCCACAAAAAGCGUCAAUCCAAAUCAUCUGCUAGAUUUGAAACAAAAUUUUCAAUUUGAUACUUACCAAAACUUUAAAAAUCGGCGAUCCGUGAUUCAAAAACAGCUUCGAUCAAUUUUCAUCUAUCCCUUUUCUUACAUUGUUAUAUGGACUUUUCCCUUGGUAGUCGACUGCAUUCAAUACCGCUACGAAAUUGUUCACGGUCCUGUCGUUUGGUUGGAAUAUAUCGCGACUUUUAUGCAGCCACUAAGCUGUGUAGUUGAUGUUAUGGUAUUUCUUUACCGCGAAAAACCAUGGCGGUACUCAUGGAAAGCGGUUACGACCAAAGAAUUGAUCAAUAUAUAUGGGCUGAAGGGAGAAAUUGGCGAGGAGGAGAUACGAAAAUUGUGUUUCAGCAACUCUGGACGAAAAGGUUGGUAUUAUCGCGGGAGAUGGUCGAAGGCAAACUGUUGGCGCCACAAACCUCAACGGUGGAAAAGAAUGGUUUGGAUUUUAUUUCGAUGCAUCAAGGGAUUUGUCAAUAAGAAUUAUACUUUCGAGGACAAUUGCAACGAUAUGGCUUACUGGGAUGACUAUUACUCAGGAAAAGACAUUACCAAUGGGAGGUUAUCGCGGGAUACUAGCUGUACGUGUGCCUUGAAAGAGAUCAUUAAUGCGCCUGACAGUCGAGGAGAGUCUAACAUAUCGUCAUCCACAGACGAAGGAAUCUUAGAAUCCUUCAAGAGACCUUAUGUACCAAGAUACUGGAAACUUCUCCAUUUACUUCCAAUGUCACAUGGCAUAGACCUAGACGAACUGGACCGCUAUUUGCGACUUAAUAAUAAAUGUAACCCGUACGAGAUUCCUGGUUUACAGAUCGCCUUGAACACCAGUACGGAACACACAAGAGCAAACGAUGAGAACAUCAUAUUCAAGCCUGGUUACGAAUUAUCGGAACGUAACUCUAAGAAAUGGCUGCAGCCCAGCAAUACAUCUCAGUCUAGUCCAGGUACGCCAAAAUCCAAGUAUUCUUUGGGGAAUAGCGCUUCGGGAAUUUUGGCUGAGUCAAAUUCGGGACAUGAAAUGCACGAGCUCAAAAAAAAUAACAACGGUACCAAACACAAGUCCGAGCUUGAAUCCAGUGAAAACGAUGAGGACGGGUCCUCUUCUAAAGAGCUAGAUUUGAUGGACUUUUUAAAAAAUUGA